This is a messenger RNA of Peronospora matthiolae, 225 nucleotides long. The record is from the annotation of a GenBank genome assembly. Lineage: Eukaryota; Oomycota; Peronosporomycetes; Peronosporales; Peronosporaceae.
AUGAUGGUUGAAGUUCUUCACAUACCGGGUCUCGAUCGGCGUCUGUUGUCAGUGGGAAAGCUCGCGGAUCGUGGACUGAACGUGGAGUUUCAGCGAUCCUCAUGUGUUAUAUGGGGCACGGCUAGCGCAAUUGCAAAGGGUAAGAAGGUGGGCAAGGCGUACAUAUUGGACUGUGAACAAGAAGAAGCUCGAUUCGUUCAGUACGCCGAGGCUGGCAGCAAGUGA